AUGCUAGACGAAUACUCCCGAUACCGACCUGCGCUCUUCGCAGCUGCAGGCGUUGCAUUACUAGGCGGCAUAUUCUACUACCACUCCCACACAACCGCUACGACCAGCAGCCCUGCCCAGCUUCAACGUCGAGGUGCCGUCCUCCGUCGUAAUCGUCGAGAAAAUGUUCCCACCGACGUGACCGACACCCCGUCUUCCAGGGCAAUAGCACAUCUGGAACAGCUUGAGAGAGAGAAUGGAGCAUACGGAACGUUCAGAAUUGAAACGGAGGAUGGGCGGAUGGUGGAAAGUGGUCUACUCCCCUCGUUACUCGUCACGCGCAAUCAACUCAUGGCAGAGGUUGGAAUGCCGGAAUCGCACGCGGAACGAAUGCGGGAUAUGAUGGAAGAUACUUUUCUGGAGUCAUUCUUCGCUCUUGACUUCCCGCCUAGUCAUACGAUACCAGAGGGCUCGGCGGAGCGAGAGUAUCUGACGCGGGAAUUAAGUCAGCGUGGCAUCUCGCAUGCUGGAAUCCAACGAGCGCUUGAGAAUUUUAAUGCAGACCCCGCAUUCGGUGAGGCUUUGCGUGUUCGGCGCCAGCUGGGUACUAGAGUUACGUUGUCUGCGAAUACGCCAGCUCAAGAGCCUGAAGAAGUGAACCCAAUCGUGGAAGAUGCUGGCGAGACGGAAAGUGUCUUUUCCUGGCGCAACGAUAACGCAGACGGAGAACCAGCUCGCGAGGGCCAGAAUCUGCUUAAUCUCUUGUAUCAUAUUGCGGAAGAUCAGGCAAAGAAAGAUGGCUACAUACACCGUGGCGUAACCUGCAAUAAUUGCGGUAUGAUGCCGAUCCAAGGGAUCCGAUAUCGAUGCGACAAUUGCGUUGAUUUUGAUCUAUGUGAGAAUUGCGAAGCUCAGCAGGUACAUAACAAGACCCAUAUAUUCCUCAAAGUUCGCAUUCCGGCACCGUACAUGGGCAUACCACGUCAAGGACGGCCGGUGUGGUAUCCUGGUAAACCCGAGAACCUUCCGAAGAAUCUGCCACCAGUAUUGGCUCGUCGGUUAGCAAAGGAAACAACAUUUGAAAACACGGAGCUCGACGCAUUGUGGGACCAGUACCGGUGUCUGGCUAAUACCACAUGGCCUGCAGACCCUAAUAGAUUAGGCAUGGCUAUUGACCGCAAGACUUUCGAUCGCUGUUUCAUUCCGAAUACAUCUUCUCGACCUCCGCCACCGAGUUUAAUAUUUGAUCGCAUGUUUGCAUUCUAUGAUACCAAUGGGGACAAUCUCAUUGGCUUCGAGGAGUUUGCCAAGGGCAUUGCCAGUUUCAACAACAAAGCAAUAGACGAAAAGAUGUGUCGGAUCUUCAAAGGUUAUGAUGUUGAUGGCGAUGGCUUCAUAGAGAGAAAGGACUUCUUGCGCAUGUUCCGUGCCUAUUAUGCACUUAUCAAAGAGUUGAGUGCUGAUUUGGUACAAGCUUGGGAGGAAGAUUUUGGCCCCGGUGAUGGAACCGCUGCACGCGACAUAGUUCUGGGUACACGUCCUAUCAGUUCGGCAUUCAGUGGUAAUUUCGGUAACGCAGAGACUCCCAGAACUGGAGAAGGAAAGCGCACCAACCUCGAAGGUGACAUGGUGGUCGUGGAUGGCGUGGGUGUUUUGCGACCUGAUGGUAUGGAUCACGGUGAUCCGUAUACUGCUGUAGCCGAUGCUGCUGUUCGCCGACAAUUCAGACAAAGGCAAGAUCUACCCAGAAUCCCUACUGAUGUAUCCCCUGCUUCUUCGGUAUCUGGUGGUGUGGACGUUGAGGGUGAAGCCCAGGUCGAAGUGGAAGGCGACCAAGCCCAACCUGAAGCGACUGCGGAGGAAGAUGACAAUGAAGACACCGAGGAUGAAGAAGACGACGCUACACGUUCUACUGCCGAGGAAGCUCGAAGCAGAGCAAUUCAUGAGCGUUGGCGCCGUCGCCAGUUUUACACAGACGAAGAAGAUGGGGCCACAGCCCCAGAAGGGUUCGAAGAAGACACUGAUGAGAAUGAGUCUGAGGAUCAAUCUAUCUAUCCGGAGCAGUCUUCACGACCUCCGUCUCUGAGGUCACGCUCUUCUUCAAAAGUGCGCUUUGAAGAUGACGAUUACGAUGUGCGGUCGAACGGCUCCACCUCAGUCGGCGAGCGGUGGGGCGGAUUCGAGGUCCCUGAACCGGAGAGGGACAUUGGCAAGGAAAUUCUUUAUCAAGCAACCAAAGAAGGAAUGAAUGAGCUCCUGGAUGUCUUGUUCAAGGCCAAGGAGGAUCUCGUGAUGGAGCUCCGUAGGACUCGCGACGACCGUAUUCGAUGGGCCGCCGAAAUAGAGAGGUUCAAAGACCCGAGCAAACGCGGAGAAAGGAAUGGCCCAGAAACAUUUCUCCCUGGCGACUUGGAGUACGUGAAGUACUAUGAGGGUGCCAGUUUGGAGGAACUACUAGAUGCCUCUGGUUACACUGUGAUUGAUGCUGCUGAAGCGGAAGCCACUGUUGACGGACCUUCGGAAAUUGAGGAACCCGAAGAAGCAGAAGAAGUUGAAGAGACGGAGGAUAUCGAAGAAUUCGAACAAGUCGAACAAAUAGAUCCAACACUCCCUCAAAACCGACCAAACGAAGCACCUAUACCCAGCCCUGCAGCAGCCGCCGCCUCGUCUCUCCACCUUCGCCUCGACAACUCAACAAUGUUUCCCGUCCCACAACCAGACAACUCCAACCGAGCAGAAGCAACAGCACCCAAAUUCUCCCCUGUUCUCAAACCUACCCCAUCCACCGGCUCUCCAGUGCAUCAAUCCCCUAGACUUCCUCCAUCACACAAACGAGCUACUCCUGCGCCACCGCCAAAACCUACUCGUCGCCAACUCGCAUACUGGGCAACUCUAGACGAAGGAGAACGCGAGGUCCUUGCUCGCGGUGGCGGCGCAAAGCUGAGUUAUGAUGAAUUUCGCCGGAUUAUGAAUACUGAUGAAGGGAAGAAGUUGAACUUUAUCAGUACUUAUAUUGAGAUGGCCAGUUUUUAG
This is a messenger RNA of Talaromyces amestolkiae, 3012 nucleotides long. RefSeq lists its product as uncharacterized. The transcript has a single exon. The coding region runs from base 1 to 3012 and encodes 1003 amino acids. Gene Ontology annotation, cellular component: membrane; intracellular membrane-bounded organelle; cytosol. NCBI's taxonomy places the organism in Eukaryota, Fungi, Ascomycota, Eurotiomycetes, Eurotiales, Trichocomaceae. The record is from RefSeq and is a predicted model, not a curated record. Gene Ontology annotation, molecular function: zinc ion binding; calcium ion binding; DNA-binding transcription factor activity. Gene Ontology annotation, biological process: regulation of DNA-templated transcription.